Mycena indigotica is the source of this 627-nucleotide messenger RNA. RefSeq lists its product as uncharacterized. The coding region runs from base 1 to 627 and encodes 208 amino acids. NCBI's taxonomy places the organism in Eukaryota, Fungi, Basidiomycota, Agaricomycetes, Agaricales, Mycenaceae. The record is from RefSeq and is a predicted model, not a curated record. The transcript is spliced from 3 exons.
AUGCUCGACAAUCCCGUUCUCGUUGCUCCCCGUCCAGUUCGCCUAUCCAAUCUUCUGACUACUCGAAACCGCAUCCUGAGUGGGCCAGACCACGUUGAACGUGCCAAAGUUAGCGACGAGACCGUCGAAAUUAGUGGGUUAGAAGAAAUCGCACCCUCACAGCGGUCUUCUCCCCGUUCGCCUCUCCCUUCUGAAGCGUUGGAAGAAUUCCUGUCCAUACUCCGUCCAUCUUUCUUCCCACCCACAUCUCCUGUGCUAUUCACUCGCCGUGCGGGUGCUGUGUCACUUCCAACUUUCCAGCAUGAACGCUCUUACUCGUUCAAGGGACGUGGUUUCCUGAAGAAUGACUUGAUUAUGGAGGAACUUGAAGCGUCGCGUUCCACACAACCCAGUCGUAAUAUGCACACUCCCGAUAACGAGGAUGAAGCGGACACCAACACACUCCCCGUUCGUUGGUUCACUUCGAGUGUGCUUUCCUCUCCCAUUUCCCGCACGCACACACGCAAUCCAUUCAGUCGUCAUAUCCUGGCAUCCCCGAGCCCGAUCUCUCCCAUUACUUUAUCUCCCGCAGCUAUUCCUCUGCCUCUUCCAACCCCAGACGAACUCGUUCUCCUCGAACUAGCUUAA